AUCAAAAAGGAAAAGCUUUUCCCCCAUACCCGAGGGGCUAUGACUACCCUUACCAUGUUUAGUCCCGCCCACGCUAAGCAUUUGCAUGUAAAAAGACAAAAGUCACGGAAAACUUAUUUAUGUCAAAAUAACAAUAUCACUUCAUCAGGCAGCGUUUACAUUCAAGGAUGCGUUUAGUGGGAUACACAGUGCUUUGGAUAUGGCUGCUUUUCAAGAAAAUGGGCAUUUUUCUAACCUUGCUGGAGGGGCUGCAGAGUUGAACAAGUUGGGAGAAAUUUUCUGGCCAAAGUUUGAGCCCUUUCUGCGUGCAUGGAUGGAGGUUGAGCGGAAUCGAGGUGGAAAACAUGCUGAAAGGUCAGAAUGCAACUGGGCACUUUUUCUUGCUUGGGAUAGUCGUUAGCUAAUUCAAUUGUUGUCGUGUAAAGUUUCACCUCUUGUCAUAAGUUCUCAGAAGUACCGCCAGCCACUUAAACUUAAUGGAGUUGUGGUAGCCUAAUUUUCGGUGGGCAAGCGACCACGGAAGAAAGACUGGCGUCAACAUUAUCAAUGACACAGAAGUAAGAGAGAAAGACAAGAUAUCUGCACAAUGGCAGAAAAACAGACUCAGAGGAAUGUAUACCGGAGCGUUUCCUUCAAAAAGCUGGAAAGCUGGGGCGCAAAUAAAUUUCGAUCUGGAACCGGAGAUCAACACCACAUAUCAAAAGAUUUAGAGAGCGGUGCCCUUCCCCCUUCAACUCGGGAGACAGCAGCCGAAAAAGCGCAGCCUUCGGCUACGCGUAGUGUUACUGUGUCAAGAAAAGUUUCCAAAAUCUCAGCAGCCAGCCUCUCGACCGCAGAGUUAAAGAAAGGCACUCCUCAUUCGAUUUCACCAUCCGUUCGCCAGCUCUCAGAGAAGUUCAGCGCGAAAACAGAGCUGACGCACGGCUCUGCUUUUGUGAGCGCUGGGACUGUGAGAAGUACAACUUUGCCAAGGACUAAAUGCAAGGAAGAUGAGUCCCCUCAGAAUUUUUUAUUGGAAGAAAGAGCGUUUUUACCAACACCUAACAAGGAUUUAGAACUGCAUUUGUCUGAGAAAUCAUAUGAAGAAAAGUAUUCAACGCAAGAAUCAGUCUCCGGAUCGGAUUCUGACAGAAGUCAGAAACUGUUAAAACGGAAAUCUGUGGAUGGCUCCAGCGCAGGUAAGAGAGAUUAUUCUCAAAUCGCAAGUCACUCUGACAGUAUUAAUCCUAAAAACAUAAAUGCAGAGGACGAUGUUUUUAUCACCGGGGCUCCAGCUUGUAAGUCUUAUAGAGGCUUUGUCUCGGCCCACGGAGACUCCAUACACGUUGAUUCAUCAAACUGGCCAAGUGUCACGAAAAUUAGAGAACUAUUUGGUGAUAGAAAGCACCACAGGUCGACUUCUGACGCAGACGACUUAAAAUUCGCAAGCCAACAGCACCAUUCCUCUAGCUCGAGAGAAACCAGCUAUCUUUCUGACCGCAGUGAUAGACACUCACCCUUGCAGCCAAGAGGAGCUUGGCAAGACACCAGCAGCUCUGACCAUGACAUUAGUGUGUCCUCCACAGAGCGAUACAGUGCUGGUCUGAGUCGAAAAACGGACAGAUAUAAAAUAGAGUCUGCCUCUGGCACUGCAACACAUCCAUAUGAGUCUGAGUUUACCAGUGGUCGCAGCUGUCUGAGAAGUGAAGAGUUACCUGACGUUUGCAAAGUACAGAGCCCCUGCAGAGGAGGUGAAAACUGGUCAGAGAAGUCAGACAGUGACCCCAGACCCUCUCCCCCAGCACCACCACCUCGCAGUAGCACUGUGGCUCGCCCUCUGAGGGCCCAACCCUUGGCCUGCGCUCGGCAGCAGCUGAAGGAGCAGAGACAGGGGGCAGAACAGCCACAGCCACCGGAUAGUUUACAUUCCUCACAUAGCUCCUUCAGACCACAGACAGCCCCCUCAGUGGCACCGUCCAGCGCACGGUGGAGACUCAGCUCUGGUGAGGAGGAGUACGACUCAGAGGGGCGCAGCAGCACUGGAGGAGGCAGGAACGCUCUUCCAUACGUGUGCAGCAGUGGAGGUAUCGGCACCUACUUCUCCCGCAGCAAGAAUGACUCCCGGGCCCGGGCCGGCAGAUCAUCUGGCAGCGAGGAAGACAGCCCAGCAGCACUAGCCCACAGCCGCGACAACAUCCGGCGACGCUCUCUAAGGAAAAAGAAGAAAAGCAGCUGCAGUCGAGACAAUGGCGAAUCAGAUGACAGUGACGACCAGCCAAUGAUGAUGGAUCACUUGGAGCGCUAUCAGCAGUCAUUGGACCCCCAGCAAUCGAGCAGGAGGUUUGAGGGAUCAAGAACAAGGCCCUGUUUCACAGCAUGGGAGCGGGGUGCAGCCUCACCGGGCUCCACUGUCAGGCAAGAGGGCUUCAGGCGGUUCUACAAAGGAGCAGCGGAUGGAACUGCUUCACCAUCAGGAGCUCCUCCUGUCCCUGUGGUGUCACGGGUGUCAAAGGUCAAUAUUCCCUCUUUUCUCUCUAGCCCGUGUGGGUCAAGAAGCAGCAGCCGAUACUCUAGCACUGAGACUCUGAAGGAGGAAGAGCAGCCCCUCAGUGCCUCCUCCUCUGUGAUGAGUAAGACCUACCAUGGGAAUUUCACCAUGUACAGGUCACCCAGCUUUGGUCACUGUGACAAUUUUUCUCGCACCCCUGUUCGUGUCACGCCAAGAGUAGUUCCCAGUGUAAGCCCAGCAGAUGCAGAUACAGGCGCAGGAGCGUCCGACAACAGAGUGCUUCGGCGCCCUCUUAGCAGUGAGAAGGACAGGAAUAGAAUGUCUAUGUCCAAUCCAGACAUUGCCUCUGAGACUAUGUCUCUGCUUAGUUAUCUGAAAAAGACAGACUUGUCAGGGCUGAAAGUGGGUAAGAGGAGUCGAGCUGGACCAGAGACAGGUGUAGAUGGAGCCACCUCUGGAUUUCAGCCUGUGACUGGUACCCCCCCUGUGUACAGGAUGGGUUCCAGAUUACAUGGAGCACACUCUGGAAGGCCAUCUUUAAAAGACCUCACAGCCACACUGAGGCGUGCCAAGUCUUUCACUUACUCUGAAAAGACACCAGGGCGGCACUACUCACCUAGUAGUCCUGGCUCAAGAAGUUCCUCUGAGCAGCGCCUGGACUGCGAGGGUGAUGGGGAAAGGAUUGUGGUGUCUGACAGGGAAGUGGAAAGUGAUGACUGUGGUACAGGAUAUAGAUAUGAAGAGCCUAUGCCCAGCACUCUCCAUGAUCGUUAUGUCCAAGAAGCUCGGCAAGUCAUACAGGACAUUUGUCAGAUGGGUGCUGGUGAAGAUGAUGAUAAUUUUGGAUUUGGAGGUGAUGAUUCCAAAAACAAGGGAAAAGGUGAUAUUGAGAGUGAAAUUAGAAAAGCGGAUGAGGUGUUAAAUGAGAGGGAGAGCGAAGAUGCACAGAACAAGGUAACUGAAAGUAGAGGGGAGGAAACUUGCAGUGAGCAUGAAAAAUGUCUACAGAAAGGAAAUUCUGAUGAGAAUGUCUUCUAUGAUAAGUCGUUAGAUGAACUCUCUGGACAUGAGUCCAGUUUGACAGAUGAAGGAAUUGUAACGGAGCCUGAAGCUGGCCCCAGCCGUGGUCCAUCCUCAGGAAAAGACCUCCUGGGUCAGCCACUGACUGUGUGGAGUCAGUCUGCACUGUAUACGGAGGAUCUGCCUGAUCUGGCUAAAGACAAGAUUUUGUCCUCUCCACUACCCAAUGUAAGAACAGAGUAUGAGGCUGUAACUAUUGGCAGUGAGAAUAGCUGCAUCAAAAAUGUAAACCAGAAUCCGCUGGAAGCUCCCUCAACCCCCAGUGCUAUUCGCAGACGAAGAAAGUUUUCCUCUGCAGGCAAUAAUAGUUCAGAUUCCAGCAAUGGAGAGUCGAAUGGGGAGUCUGCCUACCGUUCCCUCAGUGACCCCAUGCCUCACCGCAGACGCUCCGUGGUCGAGGAUGGCAGCAACAGCUUCUCUGUCGACAGCAACCUGCUGGGGUCCCUUACCUCUAAAGUGGGGGGCAGCAGCCGCCAAGAGUCGUCUGCGGCAGACCUGUCGGAGUGCACGGGAAGUGCAGCCAGUGACCUCUCUGGCUGCAGUGACAGCCUGCGGGACUACAGCACAGUAAUAGAGAGUAUUGUGCGUGAGCCAGGAGCCAUGGACAAGGUCAUUGAUGAGAAGGGCAAUGGGAAAGCCGUGAAGAAGAAGAGUUUCAGUGAUCCCAGCAGGCGGGGUGAGCCGACAAUGCUGCUCCCGGACAAUCAGACCCACCCGAGCAAACCCAUCUGUGAACUCGAGCAGCCCAUACCUCCCUCCAGCAGCGAGCCCAUCCUGUCGGAGCAGAGGGAUGAGCUGUGGGAGCUGAACGACAAACAUCAGCGGCCGUCCCGCCCUGGCGGAAGACACCGCACCCAGUCAGAACGCGCCCUGCCCUCCCACCUUGAGCGGAAUGGGGAAGCAACACCUGACGGAGGGCCUCCGAUCUUCCCCUUUGACCCCAAGCUUGCGGAGGUGCUGUCGCCCCGCAUGAGCCGUCGGAGCUCCAGGAAGCGCACCAACAGGACAGCCCAGCAGCAGCUCAACGAGGACACGGAGCAGCUGGAGGAGCAGCCAGAGGAACAGGCCGAAGGCGAGGUGGACGAUAAGCCGCCUGAGGACACCCUGGACCCUGCCUCCUCCCUGCCCCAGCUGCCUCUCCCAAAAGCCAGGCCCAAACAUGUGCGGCAUGCCAGCGAGCCUGCCACCUUCGUGCCCAUCAUCCCUCCAGCUACCCUUCCCUCCCAGAGACGACAGGGAGUCAGCAUCAACGCCCCAGCUCCCAUACGCCCCCCUAAGCAGACUCCAGGGGAUGAGGCACCAUCCCUGGAGGAUGUGACCAAGCAGUAUAUCCUCAACUCGUCUGAGGGGAGCGCAGACACUCCCCCUAUGCCCCCAGUGGGGGCUUCAUCAGGGGUAUCCAGGUCCACUCCUGCCACCCCAACCAGCACCACAGAGCCACCGAGGAAGACCAGUGAGGAGCUGAGCCCUGUACCUCUGAAGGCUAAACCUCGAGUGGACAUGAGAAGACAUGUCGUGAAUACCCUAUUGGACACUGAGCAGUCGUAUGUGGAGUCUCUGAGGACACUAAUACAGGGCUACAUGAGGCCCCUGAAGCAGCCGGAGAACUCUCCCCUGGUGGACCCCUCGCUGGUGGACGAGAUGUUCUACCAGAUCCCCGAGAUCCUGGACCACCACGAGCACUUCCUGGACCGGGUGAUGAGCUGCGUCAACGACUGGCACGACAAGCAGACCGUGGGACACCUCCUCGUCGAGUCGUUUUCCAAAGAGUUCCUGGCCAAUAUUUACUCUGCGUACAUUGACAACUUUCUGAACGCCAAAGAUGCUGUGAGAAUCGCCAAGGAGGCCAAACCUGCAUUUCUCAAGUUUCUGGAGCAAAGCAUGCGUGAGAAUAAAGAGAAGCAGGCCCUCGCUGACCUCAUGAUCAAACCGGUCCAGCGCAUCCCUCGCUAUGAGCUUCUAGUCAAGGACUUAUUGAAACACACCCCAGAGGAGCACCCUGACCACCCGUUCCUGCUGGACGCCCAGAGGAACAUCAAGCGUCUGGCGGAGCGGAUCAACAAGGGCCGCCGCAGCGCUGAGGAGGUGGAGAGGGAGACGCGCGUCAUGCAGGAGAUCGAAGCCCACAUCGAGGGGGUGGAGCAUAUCAUGAACCCUCAGAGGAAGUUCCUGCGUCAGGAGAUGGUGAUGGAGGCGAAAACAGUGGGGGGGAAGAAGGAUCGCUCCCUCUUCCUCUUCAGUGACCUGCUCAUCUGCACCACGCUCAAGAGGAAGUCCGGCUCUCUGCGCCGCAGCUCCAUGAGCCUAUACACAGCUGCCAGCAUUAUCGACACCUCGAGUAAAUACAAGUUCUUGUGGAAGCUGCCACUGGAGGAUAUGGAGAUGGUGAAAGGUUCGAACCAGGCCACCAACAGAGAGAACAUCCAGAAGACCAUCGGCCGUCUGGAUGAGGACUUAAGCACUCUGGGUCAGAUCAGCAAACUAUCAGAAACGCUCAGCUUCCCCCAUCAGAAUCUGGACGACGUGAUAAAGGACCUGAUGGCGUCGGUGCACAGGGAGCUGGCUGAGAAGCAGUCUCUGGCCUUCAGCAUGACCUUCCUGCCCACCAAAGUGGAGCUGACCACUGCGUCGGCCGAGAGCACCUUCAUCUUCGAGUUUAGCAGCCCGGAGGCACGCGGCCACUUUGAGCAGGCCUUCGAGGAUGCCAAGAAGAAGCUGGCCAUGAACAAAGACCAGUGGGACCCUGAGUUCCUGAAAGCCAUCCCCAUCAUGAAGACCCGCAGUGGGAUGCAGUUCUCGUGUGCGUCUCCGAGCCACAGUUGCCCCGAGAACACCUACGAGGUGUGGGUGUGUAACAGCGACGGCUACGUGGGCCAGGUGUGUCUGCUCAACAUCCGCGACGAGCCCACGGUGGAGGCCUGCAUCGCCGUCUGCUCCGCUCGCAUCAUCUGCAUCGCAGCCGUGCCCGGCCUCAAGGGCAGAGAGCGUUUGGAGUGCCACCAAGCAGCUCCGGCUCCAGAGCCCCAGGCAGCCCCCGCCGUCCCCUCUGCCCAGCAGCAGCAGCUGCACAUCUCCAUCUCCGGCUCGUCCCUGGAGCUCAGCGAGCCUCCGGCCGGAGCCAACAGGGAGCUAGUGCCCUUCGACAGUGACGACACGGAUGACGAGGACUCGCCCAGCCCCUCGUCCACCCUGCAGAGCCAGGCCAGCCACUCCACCAUCUCCUCCAGCUUUGGCAAUGACGAGGGUGCAGGCUCCAAGGACAUGGCCACGGAGACCACCAGCUCUGAGGAGGAGCCUGAGUUCCCGGUGUCCAGCUCGUUUGGGCCGCCGCGCAUCAGCAGCGACAGCCCCAUGGACGGCCGUGCCAUGCGUCGUUCCAGCCGCGGCUCCUUCACUCGCGCCAGCCUGGAGGACCUGCUCAGCAUCGACCCAGAGGCCUACCAGAGCUCAGUUUGGCUGGGCACCGAGGACGGCUGCAUCCACGUCUAUCAGUCUUCAGACAACAUCCGCAACCGCAAGAACAGCAUGAAGAUGCAGCACUCGGCGUCCAUUUUGUGCAUCCUGUAUCUUGACAACAAAGUCUUUGUUUCCCUGGCCAACGGUGAGGUGAUCGUGUAUCAAAGGGAAGCAGGAAGUUUCUGGGACCCCCUGAGCUCCCAGACCCUGUGCUUAGGCACUCCCGGUGGCCCUGUGACGAAAAUGGUUCCUGUGGCAGGAAAGCUGUGGUGUGGCUGCCAGAACCGGGUCCUUAUCAUCAACACCAGCACACUGGUCCAGGAGCACUCGUUUCAGGUGGGGCAGGACAGUAGUCGGUGUGUGACCAGUAUGGUGAGCUAUGGCCAGGGCGUGUGGAUGGCCCUGCAGGGCAGUGCCCAGGUGCGCCUCUACCACGCCUGCACCUACGAGAGCCUCACCGAGGUGGACGUGGCGCCCGCCGUUCACAAGAUGCUGGCCGGCUCUGAUGCCAUCAUCCGUCAGCACAAGGCGGCGUGUCUGCGGAUCACGGCCCUGCUGGCCUGUAAAGACCUGCUGUGGAUCGGCACCAGUGCAGGGGUGGUGCUGACCCUGGCCAUCCCCCUGGUCUCCUCCAGCACGGUCUUCAGCUCGCUUCGCGGCCCCCUCCAGCCCAUGGGCUCUGCGCACGGACACACGGGCCAUGUCCGCUUCCUCACCUCCAUAGAGCUGCCCGAGGGCUUCGACGUCAACUUUCCCCAGCAGGCAGACACAGGUAACGCAGCUCAGAGUUUAGAGGGCCUGCAGCGCCGAGACUCGGCCCAACGACGCGCCUCCGCCCUCCUGCCCGUCAAGUCCAACCUACUGGUCAUCAGCGGAGGGGACGGCUACGAGGACUUCCGUCUGACCAACAGCAGCGAGACUGUGGGGAGGGACGACAGCACGAACCACUUGCUGCUCUGGAGGGUGUGAGCAGUCCGGCCCCUCCUUCCAACAGAGCUCCGCCUCCUCCGCAGUGCCAGCCGCUGGACCGCACACUCCCAUUCCCCUGGCCCCGCCCAAACUCCUCUCACUUCCUGUUCCCCGACAUGUCCUCUGCUCCCACAUCUGGUUUCUCUGUGCAUAGAUGUGUCAGAUAUUGAAGGAAAAAAAAGGGUCGCUUCGAACCAGGUUUUCUUUUGUUGUUGCUAUUGUUGUUGUUGUUGUUUGUUUUGCUUCUCCCUCUGUUUUGGUUGUUCCUCAGUGGGUUGGGUUUGUUUUUUUUACCUGUCGUUUUGUUCCUCUUGAUGUACGAAGUGAAUCUUGCUCUGCUCGUGAUGUUCCCCGACCCGCUGGGCUCCGUGUUGUGUUGGACCUCUACAGACUUUCACCCAGGAGCAGGAGGAGGACACUGCACACAUUUACAAGAGGGAGAGGUGGACCGAAAGUAUGUCUUAGGAAAAGUGUGAGUAUCCGAGAGAUUAAGAAAAAGAAAGGAAAGGAAAGUGAAGUCUGUCACAAGACUUGAAGGAGAGCCCUUCUGCCUGGGAUACGCCACUCCUUCUCACAGUGGAGUGAAGAAGCCGACGGUAAAUACUGAGUGCCUGGGCAGACAUGCAUGCAGCGGCACACUGUAGGCAGCGCAGAGUGACAGAUGGAUGAUGGGUAAUUUUGUGGGUUAUUGUGGGUUGUUCGAGAGCCUGAAGACGAGCAUGAUUCAAGCCAUGAAAGAACAUGUGGGUAUUGAGGAGGAGUGGGUCACUCCGCUUGGACAAGGACAAAAAACAGAGGAGGCCGAAAGAGAUGGUCGUUUCACCUCAACUGUCAACAGAGUGGUCAACUACUGGUCAUUUAAGACUGUGAUUUGAGUCUACAGACAUGAAGAUGCUUUUUUUAUUUGAUCUCAAAUUGAAUCUCAAAUGACAGAGGAGCGUGAUUUUAGAAAAAAGACAAAAAGUUAACAUGAAAGAAGUAACCAAUGUGCAAUAUAAGGUGAGGGUACCUGCUUAUGAUAUUACACGACCACACACUCACGUAUACACAUUCACUAUCUGUGAGGGGCACAGCCGGCCUCGCCACAGUCACUCACAGUCACAUCCAACUGUUUUCACAUAAUCACUUUUUCAUUUAUCAUGCUACUCCAACAGGAGAAGAAAAUGAAACGAUUCAAUAGAAUGAAAGCGUAGCUUAUGAGGCGAACAGAACAUUCCUUAUAGAUAUUGUGUCCAUAAUCUUCAUGUACAGUAUUUAUGUUUUUUGAUUUUAGAUUUUUCAUUUUACAGCACUUAAUUUAUAAUUGUGUUUUUUUUCCCUCUUUUUUUGUGCAUCUGAAGUACACCAGCACACGAUGGUGACACGAGUGAGUGACAACAGUGUGUCUCAUGGUUCUGCUAACAAGGAUUGAUGGCUGAUUAUCUCUUGAGAUGUUCAAAAGAAGGUGUAUGUGUGAGACAGAUAGAGACAUAGAGUGUGAGAGAGAGAGAGAUAGAUAGAUACAGAGACAUGGAGAGAGAGACUAUCAACUACUCAUUACAGUCGGUGUCAGAGUUUCAAUGUUGCUCGUGGUAAAAUGAGUAGCUGCUCCAUGUGUGUUGAUUCCUGUACGUGUGUGUGUGUGUGUGUGUGUGUGUGUGUGUGUGUGUGUGUGUGUGUGUGUGUGUGUGUGUGUGUGUGUGUGUGUGUGUGUGUGUGUGUGUGUGUGUGUGUGUGUGUGUGUGUGUGUGUGUGUAAGAGACGACUUAAGAGACACAUUUAUCGUAGGAACAGAUGGUGCCGCGCCCAAACUCUCCAGCUUGGCGCGUGCACGUGAACGUUGGGAAGCAUAUGACUGGGUUAAGAGUUUUAGAUCCUCAUCACUUGGCCUCAAAGCGGCUCCUUUGAUGUCAGCCGUUUCAAGCAGAUUGGCCUGCCAGGUACUGAGCAUAUGAUCGGGUUGGACCUGAGACCGAAUUCUAUGCCGGAUGGUCCUUGGGCUGAUUAGCCAGAGAGACUUGAGACCUUGGGUGGGCAGAUUUGAGACUCUCUGUCUGUCGCCACACUGCACACACAUGCCGACACAUACAUAAACCCAUAUGAGAACCAAUAUCAUCAAGACCAAUGUAUAAUGACCACAUUCAGACUCGGAUCGUAAUGUGUAAGUGGACAGUAUGUUCUAACGUCAGUCCUAAUGGUGUCUACUGCUCUCCAUAGAGGCUCAUGUUAGCAGACAGUGUUGUUAGAGGACAUCGACGUCGAAAAAAAGAAGAUGUAUUCGUGUUGUGAGGAACCACUUUCCAGGCCAACGACGGAGUUGGGAGUGGGUGAAUGUUUCUGCGUGUUCGUCUCUCUGCGCUUUGCUGACAUGUAAUAUUUGAUUAAAGGACCCAAUCUUUGCAAAUAUAAUUAAUCUGACUCCACUCAAUUAAGGAAAUGAUUCAGCAUGUGUGGCUGCUCUGUAAAUGCACUACUAUUACCCGUUAAGUAGGCUGACCUUGGCUGACCUUGGUCAUUUCUGCUGGUUACCUACAACUUGUUAUGACGAAUACCUCCCUUACUCUUUAAUCAUCUGGUUUAUUCUAGGGAUAGUAUCGCUCAGGAUUUUACCAUGGCCGUUUUCUAUUUCCGGCGUGUUCCACGGACACAUCCUGUUACUAGUCUGGUGUUUACGGCACAGAGGCAUGCAGUGCUGCCGUUGCUUCGCUCUCAGCUUGUCUGUCCAAACUGGUGCAGGGGACUGAGUGGCUGGAGGCUGCGCAAGCUCAGUUUGAACAUUCUGUCCAACGCAGAGGCUGAAAGGCAAUCCACCGCUGUAUAAUACAAUGUGACCAUUCUUCAACAGCUUGCCCUACCCAGGUGAUUAGCCAUAUACCUGAAGGCUGACCAUACCUUUGCUUUUUGGUUUAGAAACGAAUCCUAGUCAUAUGUUGCGAUAACACCGUUACCUGUAAUAAUUUCAACAGAGCAGAGGCAAAAGAGGAUCAGAGCAGCGCAAUGCAUUGUCAGGUGCAGGUUACUAAUUCCGUUACACAUUCAAACUAAUCUAAAAGUGAAUAAUCUAAAGUUAGAAGUACCCAGAGAAAGACAUACAAAACAUUCAAAGGGUAUGAACAUACCUGGCUGCUCAGGUGAUGGCUGCACACAAAAAGUGUGGGAGUCUCUGGCUACGGAUUACUCAAAGUGGUUUUUGCUCUCUGCCCUUAAAUACCCCGUUUAGUUACAGAUGUAGGGUAAUUGAUUACCAAAUGGAAUGUCUGUUUGCACUGCUAGGGAUCACCUAAUGAGGAUUCAUGGAUGGGGGACUCUUUAAGUUAUUUACGGAUGGAGGGGGUGCAGCCUGCAGGGCUAAUCUAUUCAUCUGCAGGAGUGAGACCACUGGACCACUCGCACUGAGACCAUUCAGAUGAAACCAAACAAAACAAAGAAAUCAUCUUGCAAAAAUUCAUACAUUAGUUAACACCAUUAGUACCAAUUUCCCUGCCCUUAGGUUAACCCUUGUGUGAUGAUGUUUAGCAAUUGACCCCAGAUUUCUGCAGAUUAAUUGAAAUUAAAAGUCCAUCUGUGUUUUAAGAUCCAAAGGCUAUGGGCCCGAACAGUCACUGUGAACUGUUCAGAAAAUGUCCAGACCUUGGUUAGCCGUUCACAAAGCCAAACCAAUCCACAUUAAUGAAUUGUUUUAGACUAAAAUCAAGAUUCUUUGAGUCUACAACUUGUUGGAUAAAUGUAGUGACGACCCAGACUGGAUUAUUUUAGUGAAUGUAGAAUUCUGAAAUAACACACUGAUAUCCUCUCAACAUGGCAAAAAGAAUUAAAACCAGAUCCAUUCUACAUAUUCUGUUUAAAAUACACUCCUUGAUGUAAGUAGCCUUCUGCCCUUUUGUGAACAAAGUCCUUAAUGUUUGUUGUAAAUAUUGGUAUAUAUUGCCUUCUUUCUGUAAAUAGUGCUCCUACGGUCCUUAAUUGUUGAUAUGAAGCUAAUGGCAUAUUUUUAUAUACUUGUUUAAGUUUUUUCUUUAUUAUUUUGUUUUCCCCUCUGGCACAGCCUUUGUGCCAUUGCCUUUAAGUUAUGACUAUUACAGUAUUUUAAAAAAAGAAGUUGCAAGGCCGGUCAUGUUAAAGUUGUCAUGGUUAUGUCACUAUUCUUCCUGUUAUGGUUCUAUUUUGUCACUGUGGGUUCUUUGUAAUUAAACAUUUCACUGGUGCCAGAUUGAUUGGCUUGGAUUUC
Clupea harengus (Atlantic herring) is the source of this 12200-nucleotide messenger RNA. It is a transcript of the gene arhgef17, whose product is annotated as Rho guanine nucleotide exchange factor (GEF) 17. Gene Ontology annotation, molecular function: guanyl-nucleotide exchange factor activity. NCBI's taxonomy places the organism in Eukaryota, Metazoa, Chordata, Actinopteri, Clupeiformes, Clupeidae. The record is from RefSeq and is a predicted model, not a curated record. Gene Ontology annotation, biological process: actin cytoskeleton organization.